AUGGAUAUAAGGCUUAUUAUAAAAACAACAGGUUUUAUUUUUCUUCUUGUUCUUGGAGUUCCAGCAAAUCUCACUGUCCUGAUGUCAUUUCUUCUCCCAGGGAUUUCUGGUAAUAAACUCACGACAAUAGACAUUAUUCUUACAAAAUUAUCAUUUGUACACUUUGUCAUUGUUCUUUCAAGAGCAACCCCACCAUUUCUUGUAACUAUACUCCAACAGAAACUAUUUAAUGACAGUCUGUGUAAAUUUCUUGUAUUUGUUCACCGUGUUUUUCGAGCAAUGUCCAUUUGUAUAACUGCUGUUCUGAGCUGUUACCAGGGCAUUCUUCUUCUGCCACAUUCAUCCAGGUGGGUAACUUUGAAGCAAAAGAUUUCCCAAAAUAUUUCACUUAUCAUUUUACUCCUCUGGAUUAUUAAUUCUGUAUUUGACAUUCCUGGAGUUUUGAUAUAUACUUGUUCUGAUGUGAAUUCAAGCAUUCCUAAAUAUACAAUUAACCUGGAAUAUUGUUUUGUAGUUUUUCCAAACAAAUUUGCAUAUAUAGCUAAUGGGACUGCUUAUACAUUGCGUGACUUUUUAUUUGUUGGACUCAUGGCAUCAGCCAAUGGUUAUAUUAUCACAAUUCUAUAUAGGCACAAAAAACAAGUUCAAGGCAUCAGAAAUUCUGGCCAAAAACAAGGAAACAGUGCAGAAACUAGGGCUGCAAAAGCUGUUAUUAUACUGGUCUCAGUGUACAUUAUUUUAUUUGGGAUUGAUAAUAUCAUGUGGAUUUACAGCAUGACUGUCUCCAAUGUAGCUACUGCUGUUCCUGAUGUACGUGCAUUUCUCUUUGUAUUCUAUGCUGCUGUUAGCCCUAUAAUAAUAAUUGGUUCAAACAAAAAAAUUCAACUCACACUAAAACAUGCAUUUCGUAAAAUAAGAGAAAACUAA
Molecule: messenger RNA, 927 nt
Organism: Protopterus annectens (West African lungfish)
Lineage: Eukaryota; Metazoa; Chordata; Ceratodontiformes; Protopteridae
Product: olfactory receptor class A-like protein 1
Exons: 1
Coding region: 1-927 (308 amino acids)
Biological process (GO): G protein-coupled receptor signaling pathway
Cellular component (GO): membrane
Molecular function (GO): pheromone receptor activity
Source: RefSeq, a predicted model, not a curated record